Messenger RNA from Ostertagia ostertagi, 1563 nucleotides. Lineage: Eukaryota; Metazoa; Nematoda; Chromadorea; Rhabditida; Trichostrongylidae. The record is from the annotation of a GenBank genome assembly.
AUGAAUGACUGUUUCAGUAUGAGGAUCGCCGCGUGUCGUUUCUUGCGAAGUUCCACCCAACUUCUCGACAACUUAAGAAUGGCUUCUACUAAGGUAUUAAUUCGAGAUAACAUUAACCCUCAAGUGGUCACCAUGCAAUAUGCUGUUCGUGGACCGAUUGUAAUCAGAGCAGUUGAACUCGAAAAGGAGUUGGAACAGGGAGCUAAAAAACCAUUCAAAAAUGUGAUCAAGGCCAACAUUGGUGACGCGCAUGCAAUGGGCCAGUCUCCGAUUACUUUCAAUAGACAGUUGGUAGCUUGCCUUGCAAAUCCGUCAUUGAUGGAGACAGCAAACUUUCCUUCUGAUGUGAUUGAGCAUGCUAAGGCUAUCCUUUGCGGUUGCGGAGGUAACAGCUGCGGCGCUUACAGCCAGAGCACAGGAAUUGACAUUAUCCGAAAGCAUGUAGCCGAAUUUAUCUCGAAACGUGACGGUGUCCCGUGUGACUAUGAAAAUGUGAUUCUCUCCGGUGGCGCUUCUGAAGCUAUUCGUAACGUUCUCAAAAUGUUUAUCCGACGUGGGGCGCAGAAACAAACCGGAAUAAUGAUCCCCAUACCGCAAUAUCCCCUCUAUUCUGCAACGGUCGAGGAGUUUGGCCUCGGGCAGGUAGGGUACUUUUUGCACGAAGAGACGAACUGGAGCCUGGAGGAGAGCGAGUUGGAACGAUCUUAUCAAGAAAGCCUCAAGAAGUAUGAUACUCGUGUUUUAUGCGUUAUUAACCCUGGAAACCCUACCGGACAGGCAAGCAGAUGCGCAGCUAAUAUAUUGAACAUUGUGCAGGUGCUAUCACGUGAAAAUAUUGAAACUAUCAUCAAGUUUGCUCACCGACAUAACCUUUUCCUUAUGGCUGACGAAGUGUAUCAGGAUAACGUUUACGCACCAGGAUCGAAAUUCUAUUCGUUCAAGAAAGUUAUCAACGAAAUGGGUGCACCGUACAACAAGAUGGAAUUGGCAUCGUUCCACUCGGUAUCAAAGGGUUAUAUGGGUGAAUGCGGAAUGCGAGGCGGUUACGUAGAGUUUUUCAAUCUAGAUCCUGAAGUGUACGUGCUAUUCAAAAAGAUGAUAUCCGCGAAGUUGUGUUCAGCUAUUCUUGGGCAAGUCAUGAUGGAUGCCCUAGUUAAUCCACCAAAACCAGGAGAGCCAUCAUAUGAUUUAUGGUUGAAGGAAAAAACCGCAGUUCUCAAUUCACUCAAGGAAAGAGCUACUUUGGUGAAACAGGCUUACGGAAGCAUUGACGGAAUUCUUUGCAAUGAGGUCCAGGGAGCAAUGUAUGCGUUCCCACAACUAUUGUUACCUCCACGUGCGAUAGAAAAGGCUAGGGUAAUCUCUGAACAUGGAACCCGAUUUCUUCUAUGCAUGCAGUUGUUAGAGGCGACUGGUGUUUGCAUCGUGCCAGGUAGUGGUUUCGGCCAGAAGGAAGGAACAUAUCACUUCCGAACGACAAUUCUUCCACAGACGGCUUUAAUGAAAGAAAUGUUGGAUCGAUUUAAGUCCUUCCAUACGAAGUUCAUGGAAGAGUACAAGUAG